Messenger RNA from Labeo rohita (rohu), 4416 nucleotides. RefSeq names its product pogo transposable element derived with ZNF domain a (gene pogza). Lineage: Eukaryota; Metazoa; Chordata; Actinopteri; Cypriniformes; Cyprinidae. Gene Ontology annotation, biological process: regulation of DNA-templated transcription. The annotation marks the transcript as partial. The transcript is spliced from 18 exons. The record is from RefSeq and is a predicted model, not a curated record. Gene Ontology annotation, molecular function: RNA polymerase II cis-regulatory region sequence-specific DNA binding; DNA-binding transcription factor activity, RNA polymerase II-specific.
AUAAUAUCUUGCACGUAUGCAAAACUGUGCACGAGAAACAUGGCAGAAUCAGAUCUUUACAUGCAAUGUGAUGAAGAUGAUCUGGAGCCAUGCCAGAGUUUUACAGAAAACAGGAACCAGAUAUAUAACAAAGUUACUGUAGUCCCAAGUGGUAAUGAUGCACUGAUACCAAUAGAGUCUGAUGGCACCUCUGAACCAACAUCAGUUACUACUGACCCCACAAAUCAAGCAGUGCCUUUGGCUUCUGCUCCUGCUGUUACGUUACUGCCUAAUGCUGCCCAACCAGCCGGAGCUGCAGGUGGCCAAACUAUUUUCAUCAGUGCACAGCCUAAUCCAGGACAGCCUCUGGCAGGGUCAAUGAGUUUGGGAUCAUCACUUGGUUACCUUUUGAAUGGACAGCCUAUUAGUUUUCUGACUUCUGCUCAGACACCCCAGUUAAUUGCUCCUCGGAUGGUUAGCCCAGCAAGUUCAGUACAGCAAACAACCCCUGGAAAAAUGCCUACAUUGCAGAUCCCAGUCACUUUGACCAUCAACAACCCCUCAAACUUACAAAGCAUCACCUCGUCAGCCCCUGGAGUGACCACUCUUAACGUGACACCCUCCAACGUCCUACCAGCUACAAAUCCAGGAGCAACAAUAAAAGUAAUAAAGUUUACAAAGUUUACUGGAGCACCUGGAGCUGCUGGUCAAGUAGUGAGUUCAUUAGUGCAGCCCAACAAAGCCGUCACCAUCCAAAACAAUAUAACAAACAGAGCUCCAGCUCCGGUCCUGUCUGGUGGGCUUUUUCAAGUCACGAAACCUCAAGCGCAAAACCUUGUUCUUUCUGCUACCACAGCAACUAACGCAUUGAAGAGAGGCUCCAGCUCAUCAAAAUUCUGUGUUCGCUGUAAAGCCUUUUACCAAAAGAGCCAGUCCCUCCGUGGAUACUACUGUCAAUGCAAUCAAGAACUUAUCAAGAGCGUCCAUGAGCUGGCAGCCCAAACUAGAAAAAGGAUCAAGCGCACAAGUGACAAAACCCGCUCAAACCCCUCCACAUCUGAGACUCCAGUUUCCUUUUCCACAACCUCCGAAACAUCUCUUACACAAGUCACCACUUCUGAAAUACCUGAGGGAGCACCUAGUCCUCGCUCUGGGGAUUUUGACGAACAGGGCAGAAUGAUCAUGUUAGUUGAAGACUUCUUCUAUGGGCAGCACCCUGGCCAGCCUGCACCAGUAAGACCCGAUGCAGAGCCUAUCACGAUGAAAUGCCAACUUUGUGACAAGAAGAUGAAGGGCAACAUCAAGAUGAUAAACCACACAAAACACCACAUGGAGCACCAAACAGGGGAAGUAGACUAUCAUACUAUGUGCCAGCACUGCUACAGAAACUUCUCAACACCUUUCCGUCUGCAGUGCCACGUUGAGACAGUCCAUAACAAAGCAGAGUCUUCAAAAGUGUGUAAGAUCUGCGAGUGGUCCUUUGAGACCGAACCUCUCUUUCUGAACCACAUGAAACAUGCACACAAACCUGGCGAGAUGCCCUACAUGUGUCAGGUGUGCGAGUUCCGCUCCUCUUUCUACGACGAUGUUAUAAACCACUUCACAGAGCAGCACAAAAACACCUGCAUCCUAUUGUGUCCCUAUUGCUUGAAAGUAUUUCGGUCUUGCGGAGGUUUCCAGAUGCACUUCACCAGACAUCAGAAAAAAACAGCGAGGCACUGUGACAAAUGCAGACUUCAGUUCAUCCGUGAAAAGGACGAGUGGCAUCACAGACAAAAGUUUCACAGGACUUUUGUCAAGCCCAAGCAACUGGAGGGCCUUGUGCCCGGCACUAGGGUAACCAUCCGAGCUUAUGCUGACAGUACUGACAACAGAAAUCAUGUAGUAGCACCUCCACAGAGUACUCCUUCAAACACCACAUCAACAACUGUAGCAUCUCAAAAUGUAACCAAGAAUGUCACUCCCAUGAAGAAAAAGCCAGUGGAAAGCAUGGUGGAGCUAAUGGUCAAGUUGCAGAGUCAGUGCAAGCCUGCAGAAAAACACUACUGCAUGGAAUGCAACUAUGAAAUUCCGUAUUUUUCCAACCAUUUCCCCACCUAUGUGAGCUGUUCCCUCUGCCGAUACAACACCUGCUGUUCCAGAGCAUAUGCCAAUCACAUGAUCAGUGUACAUGUUCCUCGCAAAAGCACCAAAAAAUAUAUCACCCUAUACAAGCCCUGCCCAAAGAAGGGGCGGUUGAGCUGUACCACAUGUAGAUACAAAUCUCAGGUUGGAGAUUUGAUGGCCAAACAUCUUGCAGAUUAUCCUACACAUCAAGCAAGCCGGUGCACCAUACGGGAAGGAUUUUCACGUGGCUACAAAAGAUUUGUCUUCAUCCCAACGGACCUUCUCAGAGGAGGUUCAAGACUCAACAGUGGGGUCUUUUUGCCUUUGCAAGUGAAGCAAGGGGACGGGAGUUCAUUUCCUUUUCCCUCGAAACCCCCUCCUCGACCCAGCUACACAAUAAUGCUCCCUGCUAGCCCCGCUUCCACGCCAGUACUUCCCAUUCAGGUUCAGCCUAUUGAACAAAGUGCAAUUCCAGACAAAAACCAUGAAGCCAUGGCAGAUACUUCUAAGCCAACUUUGAAUGGAGGGCUUUCUGAAGUCAACACAGAACAUACAGUGGAAAAAUCAUUUACUGUCGCACAGCUGAAAGUCAUACUGUACGCCCUCUGCUUCGGGGUCCCCCAGGCCGCCAAUCACUUCGACACCCCACCAGAAGAAGUCCAGUCGUUGCUUAUGAAACGGCAGCUUCAGCUUGAUCCCUUGAGAAGCCGAGAAUGCUUGACAUCACAGGUGGCUGAUAGCUUAGUCGAAUGGGUGCUAUGCCAACGUGAGCAACAACUACCUAUCGACGAAGCGAAUCUGUUCGGGUUCCUGAGCAGUCAUGGUGCACGAGAUAUCUCUUACAACUCAGUUGUCGAUUUCUUUCUACGCCACGAUCUAGGCUUGCAGGCGUUUGCAACAUCCAACAAGUUGCUACCGUACAAAUCCCAGGAGCUUGAAAGCUCCUUCAGCAGCUUUCUGAAACAGCAAGUCGCCUCACAAACCUUUAGGUUGUCUUCUGUUGGCGCCAUGGAUGAGCUUUCCAUCUUUGUGGAUAUGGAGCAGCUGGAUGAAGCCUCUGCGGAUUCGUCGUCCAUGUUGUCUGCUUUUAAGUUGAUGGGCACCACAGAUCCUCUCAUAGAUGUUGUGUUCACAGCCCUGGCUGAUGGAACCACAUUAUCCACCAUGGUUUUUCUCAAAGGCGAACCUCUUGAAAAGGAUGCAAGUUUGUUGCCAGACUUCUUCAUCCUGGAGGCUAGACCAGAAGGGUUUACAGAUGAAGAACGACUUCAGCUUUGGUUGAACAAGGUGUGGUGUCGGUACAUCGAACCUGGUUCUGGAGGCAAAGGGUUGCUGAUGAUGGACACGUACAAAGGUCACAUGUCCAAUGAGUUCUUGGUGACGCUCAACAGUGCAAACACCCUUCCAGGUCUGAUCCCUCGUGGUUGUUCUCGUCGUCUACAACCUCUCGAAGCCUGCAUGGGGCCGGUGUUACGUGAGUUUCUGCAGGCUCGCUGGAGCGAGCGUGUGACUAAGGCACCACAAGAACUGGUUGGAGCCAAACCAGCUGACCUUGCCCUUCUUCUGUCUCGCUGGCUUAUCGAGGUACUGGAUGUUCUUAAAGCCGAGCCCAAACUACUUUUUCGCUCUUUUGAUCGGGUUUUGAGCACAAACCCAGAGGUGCCAUCUGAGGAACCCUCUGAGCUGGUGCGAAGUCUUACUGAAGCUCUCCUUGUCAGUAAAUCGCAUGGAGAGAAAGUUGAGGAGCAGAAAGUGGAGACCUCCAGUGUCGUUUCUGCAGAAUCUCUGUCCUCUCUGCAAUCCGGCAUGCUUGCGUUGAGAAAGAUCUUUGAGAAGGACAGCGACGUGGAGUCUUUCCAUGGUUUCGAGGAUUCAGAAAUUAUAGAUCAUUAAGUCUUUUAAAUGGGAACACAGUUGUUGGAUCUACAGGUCAAAGAUGUUUUUGAAAUCUCCAGGUGUUUUGUGCCUUCUUCCACCUAGAUUUCAUAUUUUGUCAGUAAAAUUGUGAAAUCAACUAUGAAUAUGAGUCAUGCAAAGGCAGGUUAUUGCUAGCUUGUGUAAAUAUUUGUUCCAUUAAUGGGUGUUAAAGAUCCCUAGUAUUAAGUCCAAUGUAGUUAUGGCUUCUAUUGUUCAUUGAACUACAAAUGUGCAACGCGUUACCCCUUGUGGUUUAGUUUAUCAUUGUUUGCCUUUACAUCAGGUUUGAUCUGUUAUAAUAUAAUGUGCAUAAAUGUAAAUAGAAAUGAUUUGAAAUCAUUACUUACUGUAUUUAGGGUUAUACUGUAACAUACUUGAUCACAUGUUCAUGAAUAAACACUUUUAGGUAUGUAA